AUGGCUGCAUGGACAGAUUCCAAGCUGCUCAUGGCACUGAACCCCGACGAUUCGCGAGCGGGACUCCCUUCCCUGUCGCCAUUUCGUCCUCAUGAUAUGCAGCUUACGGCUACAGAGGUAGUGCUCCCAGAUGAGGAGUCGGAUCUCGGUUGUUAG
Molecule: messenger RNA, 156 nt
Organism: Penicillium arizonense
Lineage: Eukaryota; Fungi; Ascomycota; Eurotiomycetes; Eurotiales; Aspergillaceae
Exons: 2
Coding region: 1-156 (51 amino acids)
Source: RefSeq, a predicted model, not a curated record